Messenger RNA from Syngnathoides biaculeatus (alligator pipefish), 3212 nucleotides. It is a transcript of the gene hmx3a, whose product is annotated as H6 family homeobox 3a. Gene Ontology annotation, biological process: regulation of transcription by RNA polymerase II. The coding region runs from base 2268 to 3212 and encodes 314 amino acids. NCBI's taxonomy places the organism in Eukaryota, Metazoa, Chordata, Actinopteri, Syngnathiformes, Syngnathidae. Gene Ontology annotation, cellular component: nucleus. Gene Ontology annotation, molecular function: DNA-binding transcription factor activity, RNA polymerase II-specific; RNA polymerase II transcription regulatory region sequence-specific DNA binding. The transcript is spliced from 2 exons. The record is from RefSeq and is a predicted model, not a curated record.
AUCCAGACAAAACUAAAAAAUAGUAGAAGAAGAAUUCAAAAAGCUAAGGUAAGAAUUAGCUUAAGUGGAAACAAUAUUGAGGUUUUAUACUUGUUGUUUUUUCAGACAUGUUACACAAACACUUGGCAUUAAUUUGCUCUUCCGUGUGUUGCUUUCUAACUGGCUGGUCUCACGUUUCACGUCGUAAUUACGGCGUUCGUGGCUGGGCUAAUUUGGUUUUGACCACAAACACACACACAUAAUUUGCCAUCGCGAAUAUUGAGCAAGUUCAACAUUUCCCAUCGUCAUCCCUGACUAUUUUUUCCCCAAGUAGAUGCGUAAGGACAAAAAAAAAAAAAAAAAAUCCAGAUAAUCGUUGAAAUAAUCCUACAGGCGUUCAAUAAUCAUCCCUUUGACGACUUUGACUCUAAUUUAGAACGAUUAUUGGUACUGUAUUUGUGUACUAGACACUUUAGCAGUAGUACCUGUAUUUUGCAAAAAUUCUAACAGGUAUUGUUAUAGCUACAUUGCUGAUGCACAACAAUUAUAGCCUGUACUACAGUAAUGCUGGUAGUACUAUGUGCAAGCUACUUCCAUCCGGUGACUAAAACGCAUGCAAUUUGUGAAAAACAUCCCUUUUAAUAAAAAAAAAAAUAUAUAUAUUUUUUUUUACCUUUGUGAAGAUCAGCAGCUCGGAUUAUGGAUGGAUGAUUACGACAGUAUUUCCUCCACGUCCAUUCUCGCGAUUCAAAAUGAAUCAUGUCGACCAACAGAGGGCGCUGUCGCCUCACCUUUCCCCAUCUACCAAGCCCAGCCCCCCCCUCACCCCCACCCAACAGGUCAAUUAAUAUCAAUGAGCGAAUAUUCAUGAUACAUUUACAACAACGAGCCACAAUCCGACGAAUGAAUUAAGCACAUCGAUUGGAGACGAAUAAAUGACCGUUAACCUUGGAAGUGGCCCUCAUUUAUAGUUAAAACAAAAUAUAUCAAUGGAUUAGAAAUAUGAAUCUAAUCGGCCUUUGGCGCAACACUAAAGAGUGGGCGGCCACAUAAUUACACAAUUUCUAUUUUCAGUACAAUCUAAUCUACUCUAAAGAGCAUAACAAGCCCCUUUAGACUUUUUAACCUCGUUUUAUUUUUCCUUAAAUACUUAUUCGAGCUGUUUUGGACAAUAUACUUCAAAAGUUCCAACUGCAUAGUUAAUAGUAAUUUAGUCACCCUUUUGUCGUACUAAUUACUGACUUUUAAAAAAAUAUAUAUUUCAGAGGCUGGCUAGUAACUGCAAAUUAUUUUGGUGUCCACUCCCUGGUGACAAAAUCAAGAACACCUGCAACACUAUAACACGAUUCUUCCUUUAAUAAUAAUGCAUAUAUAGCUUUUUUUGGACUUUUUUUCCGACCAUUUGUACCUACAUUAGAACCCACUUUUAGUACAUUCACGCAUUGCAAAGCACCACACCAAUCAUAUCAAAAAAUUUUUUUUAAAGUAUUAUGUUUGCAAAUGUGAACGGGUCUCAUUUGACGUUGAAGGUGUUCCUAAUAUUGUGGCCGGCGCUGUUUCUAAUCUCUGAACCGUCUCGCAAGGAAUCCCCAAAUGAUCGAAACCGUUCCCAUUUAUUGCAAUCAAUCAGAAGUGAACACGACUACGUCUGCAAAGGUACAAUUUGUUGAUGUCGUAAGAUGGCGCGGGUGUACCGAAUGAAGUGUCCAACGAGUGUGCGUUAUAUAUGUUGCGUUGAGGUGCAAACGCGUCUUUUUUUUUUUUUUUUUUUUUUGGCGUGAGCAGCCUGGCGCUCAUUUGCUGCCUAACGGGACUUUAUGAGAGCAAUAACACGGGGACACACGCACCCGCACGCAAGCGUUCACACGCACGCCCUGCAGCCAUAGAGGGGAGGAUGUCCUCUCUCUCUCUCUCUCUCUCCUCUCCCUCUCUCUCUCUCUCUCUCACUCUCUUUCUCUUUCCUCCCUCCUCAGUUUGCCUUGUUCCCAUUUGCCAUUGAGCGAGCCCAAUCGCCUGUACGUUCCGCAUUUAACUUGGAUGACAUUUUGAUUUCGUCAUUAGCACAGCGGCUCGCGGUUCGGCGUUCGAGCCCCGGGAUGAUCCAUCUGGCACGCUUUGCGCACGCUCGACCGCCUUCCGCCUCUUCCCGUGCUUGCGCUUCGGUUUGAGUUGACGCACCAAAGCAGUGGAAGUCAACACUUGCGCGAAGAAAAAAAAAAAAAACCAAAAUAAUAAUAAUAAUAAUUAUUAUUAUUAUUUUUGUUGUUAUCGUUCGAUCCUCCGCCGCCAUGCCGGAGACCACCCAGGAGGCUCCGGCCAAGGACUCGCCCUUCUUCAUCAAGAACCUGCUCAACUGCGACAGCAAGCCGGCCAACAAGCCCAAGCCGCCGGCGCUGGGGGUCCACCGGGCGGCCCUGGAGGCGGCGGCCGGAGGCUUUUCCCUGGCGCAGGUGGCCGACUUGGGCUUCCCUCGCUUCGAGCUGCCUGCGCAGCGAUUCACUCUGCCCGCCCACUACCUGGAGCGCACCUCGGCCUGGUGGUACCCGUACGCCCUCAACUCCUCGGCGCACAUCCACAGAAGUGAAGCCGCAGAGAAACUGACAGCCAGAGACUCGUCCCCGACCUCCGGCACGGACCGGGACUCCCCGGAGCUGGUGCUCAAGUCCGAGCCGGAUGCCUGCAAGGACGACGACGAGGACGACGAGCGCGCGGCGAGCAAAAGCGGCGACGAGAUCAUCCUGGAGGAGAGCGACUCCGAGGAGGCCUGCAAGAAGGACGAGCUGGACGACUGGAAGAAGCGCGACGACGACGGCGGGGGAGGAGCUGACAAGAAACCUUGCCGCAAGAAGAAAACGCGCACCGUCUUCUCUCGCAGCCAAGUCUUCCAGCUGGAGUCCACGUUCGACAUGAAGCGUUACCUGAGCAGCUCGGAGCGCGCCGGCCUGGCCGCCUCGCUGCACCUGACCGAGACGCAGGUGAAGAUCUGGUUCCAGAACCGCAGGAACAAGUGGAAGAGGCAGCUGGCCGCCGAGCUGGAGGCAGCCAACCUCAGCCACGCCGCGGCGCAGAGGAUAGUCCGGGUGCCCAUCCUCUACCACGAGAACUCUGCGUCGGAGGGCGGGGGCGCCGCCCCCAGCGCGCCCGCCAGCCAGCCGCUGCUCACCUUCCCGCAUCCAGGGGUCUACUACUCGCACCCCAUCGUCACCUCUGUGCCGCUGCUCAGACCCGUCUGA